CGGCGUUUCUCGAGGACUGCCAGAAGGCAUGGGGAAAGACGUUUCCAGGCUGGGCCAGGGGUGCUACAUGUGACACAAUCAGCGGGGUCAGCUGCAACGCUCUAGGCAUGAUCACAAAGAUGACUCUUACAGACAACAGUUUGAAGGGCUCCAUUCCCAACAGGAUCUCCGAGCUUUCUCAGCUCACCCUUCUGGAUCUUUCAAACAACUCUUUGACGGGAUCCAUUCCCAGUGGCAUUUACUUGCUUCCUCAGCUCUCGUAUCU
Closterium sp. Naga37s-1 is the source of this 265-nucleotide messenger RNA. The record is from the annotation of a GenBank genome assembly. NCBI's taxonomy places the organism in Eukaryota, Viridiplantae, Streptophyta, Zygnematophyceae, Desmidiales, Closteriaceae.